Molecule: messenger RNA, 2577 nt
Organism: Vespa mandarinia (Asian giant hornet)
Lineage: Eukaryota; Metazoa; Arthropoda; Insecta; Hymenoptera; Vespidae
Product: putative inorganic phosphate cotransporter
Biological process (GO): transmembrane transport; monoatomic anion transport
Cellular component (GO): membrane
Molecular function (GO): transmembrane transporter activity
Source: RefSeq, a predicted model, not a curated record
GCAACCUAACGUCGGCAAACGGCAACGAGCUGUUACGGCUUGAGCUUCUCCUUUUCGAAAGAGAGAGUUCGUUCUUUCUUGCAUACGUCUAUGUGCGACGCCUUUGUCUAACAGAGAGAGAGAGAGAGAGAGAGAGAGAGAGAGAGCGAGAAAGGGGGCGGAGAGGGAGAAAGAAGAAGAAGAAGAGAGAGAGAGAGAGAGAGAGAGAGGAUUUGGUCGAUCUCAGACGUAGAAAAAGAACUUUUGGCAAACAGUGACGACCAAGCGAGUAGAGCAAACCAAUUCACUUGCCAGUGAUUCUCACGAAGUUUUCGUGUGGAUCAGCCUCCUUUUCUUUGGAUCCAAAUCCAUUUCUUUCUCUUUUUUUUUCCUUUUUUUUUCUUCCUUUUUUUUUUUCUUCUUCUUCGUCUUUUGCUUUUCUACAUCUUAUCAAAGUGACUAUCAUACGAGACAUAAGCACAUAAUAUAGCUAAGAAUUCGUUAACGAGGAUUUUGGGUCCAUUAGAAAAAUUAUUCCAUUUUUCUUCCACCCACCGAUUCUGUCCCCUCUAUCCCACAGGAAUAUUUCUCUAUUUACAAGGAUUUCAAAUUAUUCGUGAAAUAUUCAACGGUGAUUAAGUGAAAUAUUCAACGGCGAUAUUGUUUUAGAGAUUACACUGUGACAACGCAUAAAGAAAAAGGGGACACGAUGGCUUGCGAUCGUAAUAUUACGAAUCGACUAAGUUGCCUGCAGGUGUUAAACAUUAUGGUGAUACUCGGUUUCAUGUUGAACUAUAUGCUGCGUGUUAAUCUGACGAUUGCCAUCGUAUCGAUGGUGAAGACGUCUACUAAUAAGUAUUCACAUUCCAAUAAUUCUCACGAUAUCAUUCCAAUUGAUAAUAGUAGUUUGACGAUUGAAGCUCCUAAGACGACAAUGCUAACUGGGAAUGUUUCGAGAAUGAACGAAUCGACUUUUACUUCGACGUUGACAACUCGAUAUGAGGAGUUAGAGCAAACCAGGUAUCCAUGGAACGAAUAUGAGGUCAAUCUAAUUCUCGGAAGUUUCUAUUGGGGUUACAUCUGCACGGAAAUACCUGGAGGUAGAUUGGCUGAAAUUGUUGGAACCAAAAGAGUCUUUGGCUAUAGCAUGUUGGUGUCCAGCGGUAUCACUCUUCUCACGCCACUUUUCGCCAAAUUCGGAUACGUCGCAGUCGCUGUUCUUCGAAUUGCUCUUGGUUUUAUGCUAGGUGUCACAUGGCCUGCUAUUCAACCGAUGACUGCUCGAUGGAUUCCACUGACCGACCGUAGCAAAUUCGUUUCCAAUAUGAUGGCAUCCUCAUUGGGUGCGGCGAUCACGUUGCCAAUUUGCGGUUUUCUCAUUGCCUCUCUCGGAUGGGAAUCUGUCUUCUACGUAACGGGAAUAGUCGGAUUGACGUGGAGCAUAGCGUGGUUCUAUUUCGUCUAUGAUUCACCCUCGCAACACCCACGCAUCUCCGCCGAGGAACGAAACUACAUCGAGGAAUCCAUAGGAACUACCUCGUCCCCCAAGCAUUUUCCAGUACCGUGGAAGUCAAUUUUCACUUCGCUUCCGGUUUGGGCGAUCCUGAUAACACACGGGUGCAGUGUAUUUGGAUACUUCACGGUUGUUAAUCAAUUACCUACCUACAUGAAAUAUAUACUCAAUUUUAAUAUCAAAGAGAACGGGAUGUUAUCUUCGUUGCCUUAUCUUGGAAAAUACAUUUUUGCUUUAAUGACUUCAACGUUGGCCGAUUAUCUUCGUCGUACGAAUAAACUUUCGGUUACUGCUAUUCGAAAAAUUUUUACGACUUUCGCGGUGAUGAGUCCGGGAUUACUUAUGAUCAUUCAAGCGUACCUUGGUCGCGAUCCUACGAUGUCCGUGGCAAUUUUUACCGUUGCUUUGACGAUAAACGGUGGAGUUACAGCGGGCUAUCUUGGAAACGGCCUUGACAUUGCACCCAAUUUUUCCGGAACGAUAUUUGGCAUUGCCAAUACGAUUAGCUCGUUUGGUGGCUUUUUGAGUAGCUUCAUGGUUGGUUCGAUUACCUAUCAAAAUCAAACGUAUGAAAGUUGGAGGAUAAUCUUUUGGAUCCUAGCGAUUACUUACUGUACGGGCGCUUUAGCUUUCGCAUUCCUUGGUACAGGAAAAUUACAAAAAUGGAAUUAUCCGGAGGUUAAUAGUAUCGGUAAAAAAAUGAGAAAUCUAGAAAACGACGUUGACGCAGAAAACAGAGAACCGUUGAACAAUAAAACACUUUCGUAAUAUCGUUAUAGAUCAUAGAAAAAUGAUACAUUUCCAACGUAUUUCACUUCAUCGACUAACUUAUUUAUCACGAGUAAGCACGUCGCAGCUAAUAGAAAAAUAAACAAAAAAUACCCUUGUACAUAUAUUCAAUAUAUUGUCUAUCAUUGACGGUGAAACGCGUUAUGACUUUCAAUGUAUCAAAACAAAGUUCAAAACAUUGUUAAAUAAUAUUGUAAUAUUGUACGAAACGUAAGAUUUAUUGUAUGACGCAUUACCAUGUAAAAAUAUGUACAAAGUAAUGAUAAAUAUAAAAAGAGAAAUUUUCGAUAUUCGAA